AUGAGCCGUUUAGUUGUCAGUGUUGUGGCGGUGACAGUCUUAUGUCUUCUCAAUUUCACCUUCAUCACGGUGUCUGAUGGAUUUCCUACAGACCUUUAUGAAUUGCACCCAGCCGAUGCUCACCCGUGUGUUCAACCGAUUCGUACGGGUCCAUGCAGAGCUUUCUUUCGGAUGUAUGCCUAUGAUAUACACUCAAAUCGGUGUGUACCAUUCAUUUAUGGUGGUUGUUUAGGAACUCAAAAUCGUUUUGAAACGAAACGUGAUUGUCAAGAUACCUGUUCAUCAUUUUUAUAUACGAAUGCCGUAUUUGGAUAUGAUAAAAAUAAGUAA
Molecule: messenger RNA, 330 nt
Organism: Trichobilharzia regenti
Lineage: Eukaryota; Metazoa; Platyhelminthes; Trematoda; Strigeidida; Schistosomatidae
Source: the annotation of a GenBank genome assembly